CCUAAAGACUUCACAAAGCCCAUCCAUGAGGUGCUGAUGGAAAUGACGGGCCUCGGCGUGGACUACUCCUUUGAAGUGAUCGGCCUCACUGAGACCAUGACUGCGGCCUUGGCCUCCUGCCACUUCAACUAUGGAGUCAGCAUAAUUGUGGGGGUGCCCCCUGCAGCCAAAAAAAUCACUUUUGACCCCAUGCUCCUCUUCAGUGGUCGCACCUGGAAGGGGUCUGUCUUUGGAGGCUGGAAAAGUAAAGAUGCAGUCCCUAAACUGGUUGCUGACUACUUGGAGAAAAAGUUUGUUCUGGAUCCAUUAAUAACCCACACGCUGCCUUUCAAUAAAAUCAAUGAGGGAUUUGAUCUGCUGCGGAAAGGGAAGAGUAUUCGCAGCGUGCUGGUGUUUUAGGAUUCCCAAACACUAAGCGGCAGAUGGCUCAAGGGCAGCACAACC
Tinamus guttatus (white-throated tinamou) is the source of this 444-nucleotide messenger RNA. The record is from RefSeq and is a predicted model, not a curated record. Lineage: Eukaryota; Metazoa; Chordata; Aves; Tinamiformes; Tinamidae.